CAUUUGCUAAAUUUGACAACGCUGUUUCUAAAUAGAAAUAGAAGACAGCCUUCCCUCCCUUUUUUUUUCUUUUGCUUUCUGCUGUGUACACACACCUCGGCUAGCCAUGGCAUUGUAGCACGCACACACACACACACACACACACAAAUGGCUGCUUACACUGUCAGUCGGUUUUGACAGCUAGACUCGUUCAACUUGUAACGAGUCUGCGUGAGAAAUUGGGCAGAAAGUGAGCUGAAUAACAAGAAAUCUCUAAUAGACGAGAAACGUAUGCGCGUACAUGGAUCCGUACUGUUUUUGUGUUAUCUUAUCGAGCCUUGAUUUUUCAAGCUAGAUUCGAUCGGUCUCCCCUCCCACAUUCUCUACCCACUCGAUCACGGCUCAAACCGCCCAAAUUUAGGUUGGACCUCGACUGCUCUACCGUGCGUGUGUGUGGGAUUCGCGACGAGAAGAUAUUGCAGCCUUUCAGCAAUGACCACCCUAUCUCUAGUGUUUCCCUAUCUCAUCGUCCUCAUCAGUUGCUCAUAGAAAAAAAUGCAGGUGCUUGUUCAGUAUUAGUGCUGUUGCUACUUUAUUGGAAAACCCAGAGUUUCCUCGUUCCAGCUACGUCAUGUCGGAAACCAAGAACAAACUCAGCAAGGUGGCGAGGCUGAGGAAACGGCUCAGCGACAGCUUGGGCAGGCUGGCCUCUCUAGCUAAAGAAGACUGGUCCAUCAGCCGAACUAGAUCUCAGACCAGACUCUCUCACAUGGGAUAUCGCAAGGACCACAAUGGGCUGAGCAUGAGAGGCAAAGCAGGUUUCUCUGACGAAUACCUGGAUAAAUUGGACAGUGAAAAUAGAGACUCUCUACAAGAGAAUGGUGAUGCAGCUGGUGGUGGGGUCGAGCCAGAUUUGCGAUGGGAGAGGCUCAGGUUAAGUGACGGAGAUUUGCUCACUGCUAGCCGGGACCCUGAAUUUGAAAAAUUAAAGGGUUCUGGUGGUGCUGAUUCCGGUUUGGGUAGUGACGACGCCUGUGCUCAAGACAUUAGCAGCCGAAUUGCAACGGUUGAAGGUGAACAAGUGGUGCUGAGACGUAGCAAAAAAUCGUCUUCAUCGCAUCUCAAACAGCGACCCAAAUCGGAAGUUUAUAGACACCAGCACAUCGAUCCGCACCUGCCUGGAGCCAAUGUCGUCCUACCCAGCGCAUCCGCCAUCAAUUUAAAGCCAUCCGAGUCGAUACGUCGCUCGAAAAGAUACUCAGCCUUCGGGGGAACCAGUCCGUUUGGCAAAAUUGAGAAUUAUCUACGACUAGAGCAGCUAGGAGAAGGGUCUUAUGCGACCGUUUACCGAGGGUUCAGCAAUUUGACCCAGCAAGUGGUUGCAUUGAAAGAAAUUCGGUUGCAGGAAGAGGAAGGUGCUCCAUUCACGGCUAUCCGUGAAGCUUCUCUAUUACGCGAUCUUCGUCACGCCAACGUCGUCACAUUGCACGACAUCGUCCAUACGAAAACGUCGCUCACCUUCGUCUUUGAAUACGUCCAUUCCGAUUUGGCUCAGUAUUUGGAGAGGCAUCCGGGCGGAUUGCAGGCUCACAAUGUCCGUCUAUUCCUGUUUCAGCUGCUGCGUGGCCUCACGUACGUCCAUCGGCGCAAGAUCCUGCAUCGGGAUCUGAAGCCGCAGAAUUUGCUCAUCAGCGAAGUCGGCGAACUCAAAUUGGCUGAUUUCGGGCUGGCCCGCGCCCAGUCGGUGCCGUCGCACACGUUUUCCAGCGAAGUCGUCACCCUGUGGUACCGGCCGCCCGAAGUCCUACUCGGCUCAACGCAAUACUCUUCGCCUUUGGAUCUGUGGGGCGUCGGCUGCAUCUUCGUCGAGCUUUUGACGGGCAGUCCAGCCUUCCCCGGCGUCAAAGACGCUGCCGAUCAAUUGGAACGAAUCUUCAAGAUUUUGGGGACGCCAACGGAAGCGACGUGGCCCGGAGUGUCACGUCUGCCGCUGUACAAGCCGCAACGUUUGAAUUUUUACCGCACUCAGAGGCUAGGACACGCUUUCCCGCGCCUCUACGACAUUAGCCAGGCCGAGAAUUUGGCCUCGAAACUGCUACAAUUGCAGCCCAGUAUCCGACUGACGGGCGAAACUGCCGUCCGGCACAAAUUCUUCCAGGAACUACCCUCCCAAUUGUAUAACUUAUCUGACGACGUGUCGAUUUUCACUGUGCCGGGCGUCGGUCUCUACCCGGAAGAGAGAAAAUUCCCUCCCGUCGUUUUGAGAGCUGCCCAGGAGCUCAAAAAUAAGGCCAAAUUUUGAUUUUUAUAUAUAUUUUCUUUUCUUUUUUUUUUUUACUAAUUGAUAGUUUUCGUCCUUUUAUUAUAAAAAAAAACUAUUUCCCCUCCACUCUCGAAAUCCGUUCCAUAAUACUUCAUGAUGCAGCCAUAUAAGCCGAUCCCAACAACAAAGUCCUUCCUUUUUUUUUUUCAUUUUAAAUUAACGCACUCGGUAAAAAAAAAAGGAAAACCAACGGUAUUAUUUACUUUAAAAAAAUCAUUCAUUUUAGCUUCUGUGAAACAACUCCGGGAAAAGAAAUAUUUUAGAAAAUAUGAAUAAUCAUUUGCUCGUAUCCCAUUUUAUAUAGAGCCAAUCGGCAACAAGCAUGUCCAUCUUUUUGUUGGGUUUUUUAAACAUUUUUUUUUUUUUUUUUCUCAUUAAGUUUUGACGUUGUCCCUCUUUAUUUUAUCUUUUUUCCGAGGGUGGCCAGUUGUUUCCUAGUAACCCAUUUUUUUCUUUUGGUUUUAAUUGUAAUCAUUUAUAGUUGUCGUGCAACAUUAAUGAAGGCAGCAAUACUAUUCCUGUUUGAUAGAAUAACAAAUGAGCUCAGAUGUUUUUCCAUAGCCGGAAACCACGCCCACCAAUUUUAAAUUGGCCCUUUAUUAUUUGAACCGAACUUGUAUUGACACUCUGCUCUACAUGGGCAUGAUUCACAAUUUCUUUUCCCGCAGUACCUCCCCCUCAACCCCAAUUUCUGAUGCCAAAAUUUCCCCUUUUUUUUUCUCUUUUAAUUUCGUGUCAUCGUUGCCAUUUGUUUUGUUUGUUCCCUCACCUUGUCGAAUGGUCUACUCGUCCAUCAAUACUACUCCUACUACUACCCGUUGUAACCGUCCUAUUAAAGAAAAAGGUGGGGAGAGAAAAAACCAAACAUUUAGUGCAUCUGCUGUCGUCAUCUUUCUUUGUCAUGUCCGUUCAAAAUAAACCCACGCAUUUGUUCUUUUCAUCCGGAAAUACCCCCCCCACUGAAGAAAAUGGUCGAUUCUUCGGGGGUUUUUUUUUUAAUUUUUCCUCACGAUAGUUGUUUCCAGUAACCUCCCCCGCGUUCCACCAUGUUUUUAUUUUAUUUUAUUUUUUGAAUCGAGAAACACAAAUGUAAAUCUAUUUAGGACUUUUCGUCAUUCAUUUUUUUCCCCCCCUCAAGAUUCUUGUUGGUUCCUCAAUGCUGUUAUAUUGUUGAACGAUGACUAUCGAAAAAGAAAAAAGAGUAUUAACUGUGACGUCCCAGGGAAAGAACAAACAAACAAAGUGAACCAUGUAGAGACACGUUUUCGUCCGUCAAAACAAGAGAAUUUAAAAAGAAAAGAAAGAAAUCUAACCGUUUGCCAUCCUCGUCGUUGUCCUCGUAUGUCAUGUGUCGUUGCUGUCUCUUCUUAUCAAACAAUCAUCCUUGUAUCAACCCCCAGAAAGAAAGAAAAACAUUGGAUUUCCACCGAAAAUAAAAGCAGUUCCGCGCCCCCCACACACCACUCGCUCUAAUCAAUGUUCAAAUUUUCACCCCAGUUGUUGCUGCCGUUGGAUGCCUUCGCUUACCUGUGAUGGACGAUCGAGUUGUCAGGUCUUACUCACUAGGACUAGGCUUACCUGUCAUUUCUCCAACAAGUGGAUUGUCUUGAGAUCCUGGACAACGAAGAAUCAUCCCGGAGCUUCCACUUUGUGUAACGAGCAGUAAAAAGUUGGAUCAUCAAUCACGUUUUUUUUUUUUAUCUUUUAUUUUCCUGAUCCAACGCUCUAUCUUUAUCUGAAAAGCCGAAUUAUUCAUUUCCACUUUAAGGGGAAGGGGUGUAUAACAGGUGAGCCCCACAAUGCUGAUAGCCAUUGUUACACGUACUUCAAUAGCAUUUUCAGAGAUCCGCCUCAGUCAGAAAGGUAUGCAUUUCACAGUUCAGAAAGCUGACGGGCUCGGGGACGCAAUAUCCGAUACACGCAGUUAGGGAAUGCAUCAAAAUCAAGGAAAUAUAAAAUGCUGUAACGUUAGAUACGUGGGUUCGGGGUCAUCGCUCGAUGCUUCACGAUGCCCUCCAGGCCGUUUCUCCAGUUUUCCCAUUUUUAACCAUUUCAUUUCCCCCUUUUUCUUUAAACUUUGGUUGAAAAAAAAAAAGGAAACAAAGAGGAAGAAAGAAAAAAAAAAUUUUCUUUUAGUUGUUUUUUGUUGGGGAGAUCAGGAACGGGUUACGCCAUUUCACUAGUGUUUUUAUUUCAAUUUGUCUUUCCCUCCAGCAGAAGGCAGGCCGGGGCAUAUAAUGAACUGUGAAACAUUCGCCGCAGCUCAUUUCCAACUCCGUACCAAGCACCAAACAACCGAUUUUUUUCCCCCCGUCCAAACCCCCCCUUCACACAAAAAAAGAAUAGCCGCCAUGUUGUUCCAUGGAUAUUGCUACUAACCGAAAUCAGAGUUUGAUAUUUUCUUUCCCACACUCGCGUCAAAGAGUCAGUCUGUCAAAAUGCUUGUGCGGGUAAUGACUUUCUUUGUGGUGAUUUGUUUCGCCUGGCAAGUCAAUGGACUGCCGUUCAUCAGCAGCAGCUCCAAAGAAACAGGAACUGAAAACAAAAAUAAAAAUGUUCUGGAUAGUGUGAAAAGUUACCACAUUUUCCCCCACUGGGUUACUGAAAUUGGUGAAAUCUGUCUGUUUGCCAUCCAUUACGCUUGGCAUCACGAACUGAGUGAACACAUCCAAGAAGUUGGCUCCGAAGUCAGCGAAAUCAAUUCCAAACUAGACGCCAUCUUAGCCACCUCGCCGGCAGCAUCUCAAUUGUUUUCCCAGUUGAAAAAAUCAUCUCAUCACGCAUCACCCGACGACAAUCGACAUCUCGUUUGGGAUCUUCAGCCAUCAACUGCACCUCCCAGCAUCCAAGAGGAAAUCGUCCGAUGGAAGAAAAUAAUAGCAGACGACAAUCGAAUAUGAUGGCAUGUCUACUAACGAUCUGUGUCUCCCUAUCCGCUUUCAAUAAUAAUCUAAUAAGAAACCAGUCAACCAAACAACUAAAAUAAAAAAAAAAAAAAAAAGAGGUAGGAUUUGAACGUAGAACAAUAGUUGACUGGUUACAAGUUGACGAGUUAGAUGGCAAAACAAGUCUUGAGUGAAACCCAUGUCAGAGACAUAUAAUGUCAUAAGAUAUCAUUGUCGGUUAUUGCCCUUUUCUACUUUUCCUGUACAGAGAACAGAACCUUUGGGCUUGUCUUUCUUUUAUUUGCCGGGUAUCGUUUUUUUUUUUUAAAGAUGGAUUUUGAGCUUUUUGCUUGUAAAAAAAAAGAAUCUGUGCAUUCCUGCGAGUACUAAUGUAAACUUGAAAUUUGUGUGUUGUACGAUGACACGUUUACGUCUCCAAGACAUGCAUUUUCGUUUUUUGCUUAUGUUGCUCGCUAACUUGGCGUGUUUCCGACAGGAAAUGCCACAUGGGCGGUCUCUUCCUGUUGUCGUUGGCAAUUUUUCUAUGAAAAAACAUUAAGGUGACAUUAUUCUUAUUUGUCGGCCAAUGGGGACAUAUUUUCUGUGCGUUUCGCUAUCGCUUCGAUGACUGCACCGAAACGAAGUUGCGGCUUUUUAUAUUUUCAGCCAAGUGGACAUUUCAAGGUUAUUAUGUUCUAUAUUAUUUUCUUUAGUUCUGUAAAAAUUAAAUAAACACAAAAAACGGAAAGUGGUAGUCGAACAGCAGUGGUCGAACCCCGUGUGAAGGCGAUGCCCACAUGGACGAGACACACAGCAGUGGAAAGCAAAGCAUUGUUUGUUAACCGUGAUGUUAUAGUACGUAGUACACUUGCAGAAAUACAAAAAUGGGACACAAAUGCAA
Daphnia magna is the source of this 6088-nucleotide messenger RNA. Its product is annotated as cyclin-dependent kinase 14. Gene Ontology annotation, biological process: protein phosphorylation. Gene Ontology annotation, cellular component: nucleus; cytosol; cytoplasm. The record is from RefSeq and is a predicted model, not a curated record. Bases 611 to 2281 code for a protein of 556 amino acids. NCBI's taxonomy places the organism in Eukaryota, Metazoa, Arthropoda, Branchiopoda, Diplostraca, Daphniidae. The transcript has 9 exons. Gene Ontology annotation, molecular function: heme binding; cyclin-dependent protein serine/threonine kinase activity; cyclin binding.